AUGAUCUCCUCGAUCCUCCUUCUUUUCGUGUUUUCGUUUGCUUCUACCAAUGCUGGAGUCAUGAAGCGAGUAAUCACACCUCUUCCUGCGAAUGGAAAGUUCGACUAUCAGAUUGGCGGUGCUUACACUCCUGAUGUCGACGUCCAAGUAGUCACUCGGGAUCGCACUGAUAGUCCCGCGCCGAAUAAAUACAAUAUCUGCUACAUAAAUGCCUUCCAGACUCAAACCGAUGACAACGCUUUCUGGAAGUGUAAGUUCUUCUAUCUUGCCCUCAGCGAUCCCCAACCCAUAUUCAUACAUAUUGCACCAGCGCCUGAGAGAGAUCAUCUCCUUCUCCGAAGGGCCAACGGAAACUACUUCAUUGACCCCGGUUGGCCAGGCGAGAUUCUGUUCGACACCUCCACAGCCGCGAACCGGGAAGAGAUUGCCACGAUCAUCAAUGGGUGGAUUUCUGGCUGCCAGCAGAGCGGUUUCAGUGCCAUCGAACCGGACAACUUUGACUCUUACUCCCGGUCCAAUGGUCGUCUCACAUUCAACAAUAACGUCCAACUCGCCAAGCUCCUCGCGGACUAUGCUCACUCGCUCAAUAUGGCCUUUGGCCAGAAGAACGCAGCAGAGAAGUCCGUUCAGGCGAAGGCUGGAGCAGGUUUCGAUUUCGCUAUUGCGGAACAGUGCCAGGAAUUUGAUGAGUGUGAUAGCUAUACAGAUGUGUAUGGAAAUCAGGUCUUGGAGAUUGAAUAUUAUGACACGGGUUUAUCGGGGAAUGGGCUGGAUAAUUUCAAUGAUGCUUGUCAGGCAAGGGGUAGCCAGAUCUCGGUAAUCUUUCGAGAUGUAGAUGUUAAGCCUGCUGGUGCGAACGGUCGUGUUUACCAAGAAUGUUAG
Messenger RNA from Marasmius oreades (fairy-ring Marasmius), 882 nucleotides. RefSeq lists its product as uncharacterized. The transcript has a single exon. The coding region runs from base 1 to 882 and encodes 293 amino acids. The record is from RefSeq and is a predicted model, not a curated record. NCBI's taxonomy places the organism in Eukaryota, Fungi, Basidiomycota, Agaricomycetes, Agaricales, Marasmiaceae.